AUGCCCCGCGAGGAAGAUCUGGGUGAAUAUUCAACUAGUCCAUCUAUUGGAGAAUAUGAUGCAGACUAUCAUCGUAAUCAAAACCAACAACAACAACAACAACAUGGUGAUUUACAAGAUGAUUAUGAUGAAAAUGACGAGGAAUCAAGAAGAUUGCAUUUAGUGCGAACCAUAUCAGCUAUUGAAGCUCAUGAUUUUGAACAAAAAUUUGAUUCCAUAUCUAGAGAAAUUUCAAGACAAGUUACCAAUAAAGAAGGUGAAUUUCAAUUAAAUUUAGAUGAGUUUAAUUUAGGUAAGAUCUUGGCUAAUUUUGUUUAUUUCGCAAGAAAACAAGGUAUUGUAUUAAGAAAAAGUGGUAUAACUUUUAAAGAUUUAUGUGUUUAUGGGGUUGAUGAUUCUGUGGCCAUUGUUCCUACUGUUAUGGAUAUUUUAAAAGGUCCAGUUGCAGGGAUUUCAGCAGCUAUAAAGAAAGCAAAAACACCAAAUAGAAUGAUUUUGAAACAUUUAAAUGGGUUUGCAAAACCAGGUGAUAUGGUUUUAGUUUUAGGUAGACCAGGUGCAGGAUGUACCACUUUCUUGAAAGCUUUAAGUGGAACAGAUUUUGAUUUAUACAAAGGUAUUGAAGGUGAUGUUAGAUAUGACGGAUUACCUCAGAAGGAAAUGAUCAAAAUGUUUAAAAAUGAUUUGAUUUACAAUCCAGAAUUAGAUGUCCAUUUCCCACAUUUAACUGUUGACCAGACAUUGAGUUUUGCUAUUGCUUGUAAAACACCUAAUAUUAGAAUCAAUGGAGUUACUAGAGAACAAUUCAUCAAUGCCAAGAAGGAAGUAUUGGCUACCGUGUUUGGCUUACGUCAUACUUACCACACCAAAGUUGGUAAUGACUAUGUGAGAGGUGUGUCUGGUGGUGAAAGAAAGAGAGUUUCCAUUGCCGAAGCAUUGGCAUGUCAAGGAUCUAUAUAUUGUUGGGAUAAUGCCACAAGAGGAUUGGAUGCAUCCACUGCGUUAGAGUUUGCACAAGCUAUCAGAACAUCUACAACUUUAAUGAAAACUACAGCUUUUGUUACAAUCUACCAAGCAGGUGAAAAUAUCUACGAAAAGUUUGACAAGGUAACUGUUCUUUAUGAUGGUCAUCAAAUCUAUUAUGGACCUGCUAACAAAGCCAAGAAAUACUUUGAAGAUAUGGGUUGGGAAUGUCCUCCAAGACAAUCUACUGCUGAAUUUUUAACUGCAUUGACAGAUCCUAUUGGUAGAUUCCCAAAGAAAGGAUGGGAAAAUAAAGUUCCUCGUACUGCUGAAGAUUUCGAAUCUCGUUGGUUAAACUCUGUACAAUAUAAAGAAUUGUUGAAUGAAAUUGACGAAUACAAUUCCCAGAUUGAUGAAGACCAAGUUAGACGUGAUUACUAUGAUUCUGUUAAACAAGAGAAAAUGAAAGGUGCUAGAAAAUCAUCUCGAUUCACCAUCUCAUAUUUAGAGCAAUUGAAAUUGUGUUUUAUUAGAAGUUUCCAAAGAAUUAUGGGUGAUAAAGCAUACACUAUAACGCUUGUUGGUGCUGCUGUUUCACAAGCAUUUGUUGCUGGAUCUUUGUAUUAUAACACUCCUGAAAAUGUUGCCGGUGCUUUCUCUAGAGGUGGGGUUAUUUUCUUUGCUGUGUUGUUCAUGUCUUUAAUGGGAUUGGCUGAAAUUUCUGCUUCUUUUAGCAACAGACAAAUCUUGAUGAAACAAAAGAACUAUUCAAUGUAUCAUCCAUCUGCCGAUGCUCUUUCACAAUUUGUCAUGUCCAUUCCAAUCAGUUUAUUUAUUAACGUUUUCUUUGUUAUCAUUCUUUAUUUCUUGUCUAAUUUGGCAAGAGAUGCAGGGAAGUUUUUCAUUUGUUAUUUGUUUGUGGUAUUAUUACAUCUUACUAUGGGAUCUAUGUUUCAAGCUGUUGCGGCCAUUCAUAAAACUAUAGCUGGUGCUAAUGCAAUUGGUGGUAUUUUAGUUUUGGCUUCAUUGAUGUACUCAUCAUAUAUGAUUCAACGUCCUUCGAUGCAUGGUUAUUCAAGAUGGAUUUCAUAUAUUAAUCCAGUUUUAUAUGCAUUUGAAGCCAUCAUUGCAUCUGAAUUCCAUGGUAGAGAAAUGGAAUGUACUUACCCAUAUUUAACACCAUCAGGUCCUGGAUAUGAAAAUGUUGGUCAAGGUGAACAAGUUUGUGCAUUUACUGGUUCUGUACCGGGACAAGAUUGGGUUUCUGGUGAUAGAUAUUUAGAAGUUGCAUAUACUUACCGAUUCAGUCAUGUUUGGAGAAAUUUGGGUAUUAUUAUUGGAUUUUUAGCUUUCUUUCUUGCGGUAAAUUGUCUUGGUACUGAAUUUAUUAAACCAAUUGUUGGUGGUGGUGAUAAAUUAUUAUUCUUGAGAGGUAAAGUACCUGAUCAUGUCACAUUACCUUCUGAAAAGGAGGACGAAGAUGUUGAAUCCAGUGGGCAAACAAGUGGCUCAUCGGAGUUGGAAAAAGUACCAGCAGCUAAUAAUCAAUCAAAAGUGGAUGCUCUUGGUGGAUCUACUGAAAACAAGAAUGUUGGAUUGGGAGUUGAUGAUGUUUAUGUCUGGAAGGAUGUUGAUUAUAUCAUUCCUUAUGAAGGUAAGCAACGUCAAUUAUUAGAUGAUGUUAGUGGAUAUUGUAUUCCAGGUACAUUAACCGCAUUGAUGGGAGAAUCAGGUGCCGGUAAAACAACCUUGUUGAAUGUAUUGGCUCAACGUGUUGACUUUGGUACAAUCACGGGUGAUAUGUUGGUUAAUGGAAGACCAUUGGAUUCGUCAUUUAGUCGUCGAACAGGGUAUGUUCAACAACAAGAUAUUCAUUGUGAAGAAGUUACAGUACGAGAAUCUUUACAAUUUGCUGCUAGGUUAAGAAGAUCCAACGAUGUUAGCGAUGAAGAAAAAUUAGACUAUGUUGAAAAGAUCAUUGAUGUUUUGGAUAUGAAAGGUUAUGCCGAUGCCAUUGUUGGUAGAUUAGGUAAUGGUUUAAAUGUCGAGCAACGUAAGAAAUUGUCCAUCGGUGUUGAAUUGGUUGCAAAGCCUUCUUUGUUGUUAUUCUUGGAUGAACCUACAUCUGGUUUAGAUUCACAAAGUGCAUGGGCAAUUGUUAAAUUGUUGAGAGCAUUAGCCAAUUCAGGACAAUCCAUCUUGUGUACUAUUCAUCAACCAUCAGCUACCUUGUUUGAAGAAUUUGAUAGAUUACUUUUGUUAAAGAAAGGUGGUAUUGUUACUUAUUUUGGUGAUAUUGGUGAUAGAUCAAGUGUUAUUUUGGAUUAUUUUGAAAGAAAUGGUGCACGUCAUUGUGAAGAUCAUGAAAACCCUGCUGAAUAUAUUUUAGAAGCAAUUGGUGCUGGUGCUACAGCAUCAACUGAAUUUGAUUGGGGUGAGGUUUGGGCAAAUUCUUCUGAGAAAAUCCAAACUGAUAAGAAACGUGAUCAAUUGAUUAAUGAAUCGUCACAAAAGAAACUAGCUACUGAUUUAUCUGAAAAGGAAGUAAAGAAGUUAAGUUCUAAAUAUGCUACUCCUUAUUUUUACCAGUUUAGAUACACCCUUGAAAGAAGUAGCAAAGUUCUUUGGAGACUUCCAGAAUAUGCCAUGUCAAAGAUUAUGAUGAUGACAUUUAGUGGUUUGUUCAUUGGUUUAGUCACGUUCUACAAUCUUAAACAGACUUAUACCGGUAGUCGUAAUGGGUUAUUCUGUGCUUUCCUUUCUGUUGUCACUGCUGCCCCAAUUGCCAAUAUGCUUAUGGAAAGAUAUAGUUAUUCUAGAGCAACAUUCGAAGCAAGAGAGCUGUUGUCUAAUACUUAUCAUUGGUCCUUAUUAAUUGUGACAAGUAUUCUUCCAGAAAUUCCAUACUUGAUAGUUGGUGGUACAUUCUUUUUCGUUUCUGUUUAUUUCCCAGCUACUCGUCAUGCCAGUGCACAAGCAGGUAUGUUUUUCUUCACUCAAGGUAUAUUCUUACAAUUGUUUACUGUGACAUUUAGUGCCAUGAUUUUAUUUGUUGCACCUGAUUUAGAAAGUGCUUCAGUUAUUUUCUCCUUCUUGUACACAUUUAUUGUUGCCUUUUCGGGUGUGGUUCAACCUGUUGAUGUUAUGCCUGGAUUCUGGACAUUUAUGAACAAAGCUUCUCCAUAUACUUAUUAUAUCCAAAAUUUGGUAUCAUCAUUUUUGCAUAAUAGAAAGAUAGUAUGUAGUGAUGAUGAAUUAUCCAAAUUUAAUCCACCUUCUGGUGAAACAUGUCAACAAUAUUUAUCAGAAUUUCUUUCUAGAAAUCCGGGUUAUUUGGUCAACGAAAAUGCAACUUCAAAUUGUGAAUAUUGUCUUUAUAGUAAUGCUGAUCAAUAUUUGUUAACAGUACAAGCAAGUUAUUCUAACAGAUGGAGAAAUGUUGGGUUUCUUUUUUGCUUAUAUUUUAUUUAA
Molecule: messenger RNA, 4434 nt
Organism: Candida tropicalis MYA-3404
Lineage: Eukaryota; Fungi; Ascomycota; Pichiomycetes; Serinales; Debaryomycetaceae
Gene: SNQ2
Product: ATP-binding cassette transporter
Exons: 1
Coding region: 1-4434 (1477 amino acids)
Biological process (GO): transmembrane transport
Cellular component (GO): membrane
Molecular function (GO): ATP binding; ATP hydrolysis activity; ABC-type transporter activity
Source: RefSeq, a predicted model, not a curated record